UAAAAUAAAUAACAAAACUGCGUAAAUUUUCACCAAAAUUACAAAAAUUGAAAAUUAUUAUUAUUCUUGUUUUUAAAUGUUAAAUGUUUGAAUAUAUUUAAAUAAUAUAUUAUUACUUUCAAAUAAAAUAUCUACAUUGAAUAAAAGAAACAAACGAAAAAUGGAUCAAAUGGUUGAUUGGCAAAACAAUUAUCAAAACAUUCGUGAUCGCGGCCAACAUUUGCUGGACACUGAAAAAUGGGCCGACUGUCGAUUCCUUGUAGGCACUCCGCCCAAUCAGAAACUUCUCCCUGGCCAUAAGCUCAUUCUGGCCAUGGCAUCGCCAGUUUUCGAACGAAUGUUCUAUGGCAAUUUGCCAGACAAAACUGAUCCCAUUGUGAUACCCGAUGUCCAGCCGGAAGCCUUCCACGCCAUGUUGGAGUACAUUUACUCUGACAAAAUUAAUAUAAGUUCAUUUGACAAAGCCUGUGAACUAUGCUAUGUGGCUAAGAAAUAUCUGUUGCCUCAUGUUGUUGCACAAUGUACGCACUUUUUAUGGGCUGAUUUGAGUCCUAAGAAUGCCUGCCGGGCGUAUGAAUUUGCUAAGCUCUUCGAUGAACCAAGGCUAAUGCAGAGCAGUAUGGAGAUAAUUGCAGCUAAGACCAAAGAAGUCUUAGCAGAUCCCAAUUUCUGUGACAUAGAAAUGUCUACUUUUCUAACAAUUCUGGACUGCGAUAAACUCAACAUCGAAACCGAGUUAGAUCUGUUCAAUGCCUUGUUGCGUUACGCCAUGGAACGAGGCUGUAUGCCAGACGACGAUGACAAUUUGCCCAGUACCAGCAGUAAAUGUCAUGGAGAUCAAUCUGAAUCGCAUAGCAUUGACGAAGAACAUCCCGUUGUAGAUGUAGAAUCAAUGCAUGAGACCAUUGAACCGGAUGAUAUGGAAGAACCAAAACCAGAGGUAUCUUCAGAACAGCUGCAACAGCAGCACCACGAUGACCAACAAAACGUUGACAUGGAUGCCCAGCGGAAGAUAACCGAUCAAAGUGUAAUGAAACAGGCGGUAAAGAAGAUUCGUUUCCUUACCAUGACACCUCAGCAGUUCGCUGAAGGUCCAGCACGAUCCAAGCUAUUACAGCAAAAUGAAGCUCUUUCAAUUUUAAUCAAAAUAUCCAGUCCAUGCAUCAAUGACUGUCCAAUGCCCGAGGGAUUCUGUACGUCUCGUAUUUCGAGAAAAGUCAAUUUCCCCCCACCGAGCAGCCACGAUAACUAUGACGACUAUCGCAUUUCGGCUGCAGAUAGAAAGAAACCUUUACUCUUCCCAUCGGUGAGCACUUCGCUCUUUGACCUUACUCCUCCGAGUAUAAGUAGUCGCUUUGCCGACAGCGAUCUAACCAACGAUACACGACGAUCAUACUGCGUGCGGACUAUUCAGCAGCAGUUUGACUAUCGCAAUACUAGCGUCACUGACUGUGGUUUGACCUUCCAGGUUGACACAAAUAUCAUGAUAACUGGUGUCCAAGUGCCAACUCAGGUUCUAUGUGGAGAACUAAUGAAUUCAGCUGGAUUUUCGGAACGUUAUGCUGAAAUUCUUUAUGCUCACGUUCAAGAUAUGCAAGGAUCUCGACUCACAUACACUCAUUGCACUUCGCGAGUGCGUUACGAUUCAAUGUUGGAAAUUUCAUUCGAUCGACCAGUUUAUAUUUAUCGCAAUCGUAUUUACAAGAUUUAUGUGGUCUUUAAUAAGAUCGGAUGGUAUCCGAUGUACACAUGUGUGCCGGAUAUUAUUUGUAAUAGAGUUAAGUUUAUGUUUAAUGUUGGAGCACCCGGUGAAUCUAUGCGCGAUGGAUUGAUAAGAGCUAUUGUAUUUUUGCAUACUGACAAUCAAUCACCAUCGCCAGAUAGAGCUGCUGUUAUGUUGGAAUAAUAAUGAUGUGUAAUUUGUAUGCUUUUUAUUGAAUGUUAGUUUGUAGUUUCCUUAGGUGUCCUUUUUUUAUUUUUUUUUUUCUGUCUGUAUUGAGAUCAAUAAAAAAUGUAAUAGCGAAAA
Molecule: messenger RNA, 2026 nt
Organism: Episyrphus balteatus (marmalade hoverfly)
Lineage: Eukaryota; Metazoa; Arthropoda; Insecta; Diptera; Syrphidae
Exons: 3
Coding region: 161-1906 (581 amino acids)
Biological process (GO): neurogenesis
Cellular component (GO): P-body; cytosol
Molecular function (GO): protein binding
Source: RefSeq, a predicted model, not a curated record